AGCAAUGUAGACGCUUCUCAAAUUACGAGAAACACUCAUCUGGUGGUAAUAAGUCCUAAGGAGAAUUGCUCGGAAUUGGUGAGACUCUCACAAGUGUCCCCGUCGAAGUACUCGAAAGUCAUCGCGAAGGCAGACACCACAAAUGGAUCGGAGAUACAAGGCACAAGUGAACAUGAAAAAACAAUGCAAAAAAGCAGUACUGAGUCAUGCGAGAAUGAAAAAAAUUCUUUGUUUAUGAAGAAUUUUCAGAGCACAAUACAGUCGGAGACACUUGUUUCUUCUGGCAUGGACAGCUCGGUGGGGUGUAACACUCUGCUGCAGUGCCACAUGUGCGGCGAUCGAGGUUUCACGACAGAGAGAUUGAAGGAACACCUGAAAACUCAUCGCGGUGCCAAAGAGUUUGAGUGUUCGGAAUGUUCCCAACGAUUCUGUACAAAUGGCGGCCUCAGCAGGCAUAUGAAGAUGCACACAAAGCAGCGGUGGAAAUGCACGACCUGCCAGAAGACACUGGGCAGCAAACAGCAAUUGAAAUUUCACAAUAAAAUGCAUACCGAGUCUUGGAAUGUUUCAUCCACGGAACCAGACAGUUCUCAGAAAGAUCUUACUUCCUCGAACCCCGGCCUAUCGGAGCUAAUGACAACGCUGUAUAUGCGAGAUCCGAACCCGUCGGUUUCCGAGAAGGUUUUGAUGGCCGCAGUCGCUGAGAGAAAAAGCAUUGACCGCGUUGAUGAGAAUGCGGAGAAAAAAGAGACGAGGGAAUACAUUAAUAAGUGCAAGUACUGUCCGAAAACUUUCCGUAAACCGAGCGAUCUUAUCAGGCACAUUCGCACGCAUACGGGCGAACGACCGUACAAGUGCGAUCACUGCAACAAGAGCUUCGCAGUCAAGUGCACUUUGGAUGCGCAUAUGAAGGUUCACACGGGAAAGAAGACGUUCUGCUGCCACGUCUGUAGCAGCAUGUUCGCUACGAAGGGCAGUUUGAAGGUCCACAUGCGAUUGCAUACGGGUUCGAAACCAUUCAAAUGUUCCGUGUGCGAUCUACGAUUCCGCACUUCGGGACACAAGAAGGUACACAUGCGGAAACACGCGAGGGAAUUUAUGUCCCUUAUAGGCGGCACGAAGCGCAAGUCGAAGCAUUCGAAGAUUGCUGCGGUGGCGGAAGCGGUGGCCAGCCUCGAAAAAGUCGGCAAUAGUUCUCUGGAUAAUGCGUCGACGACAAUGACGACGACCCCUGCCAUGAUCAACGAGACUGCGUCAUCGCAGAAUCUGGAUUAUCCCGCGUUGGAACAGACAGUGAAUCUCGGUACUACGGUUCAUCUGCCGAAUCAAAUCGCGUUUGACCACGCCGACGCGACGACGGCAACGAUUCUCAACAACAAUUCUAUGCUGUCCGUGAACGAGAACAACGAGCUGGUGGCGAAUCUGCAGUUCCUGCUGGCGAACGGUCUCGUUACCAUUCAAACGGACGACAUCCUGCUGACGCAGCCGGCGACAAACGGUUCCGAUACCACCGGCGUCGGAGUGCCAACCAAUGUGAUCGAGUUAGUCAAUCCGGAUCCUUUCCAGGAAGCUUGCGACCUGGGUAACGCUGAUCACAUGCUGAUAACCAACCAAGUGUUGACGGAGACGACAACUGCGGACACGAGCAACGCGACAGUUACUCAGAUGAACAAUUGUAUGCCUCCUGUAUCCGUACAGAUGCAGACUCAAGACACCGGCGCCGGGGUAUCUGAAGUGAGGACGAGCGAUCGAACGAUGACGAUGGCAACGACGAUGCCGGCAACGGCGACGACGACGGUGAAGGCUUCGACGCAGCCUUCAAGGAAGGAGUGCGACGUGUGCGGCAAAACGUUCAUGAAGCCGUAUCAGAUGGAACGGCACAAGCGUAUUCACACGGGGGAACGGCCGUACAAGUGCGAGCAAUGCGGCAAGUCGUUCGCGCAGAAGUUUACGUUGCAGCUACACCAGAACCAUCACACCGGUGAUCGGCCGUACUCCUGCCCGCACUGCAAGCAUUUAUUCACGCAAAAGUGCAACCUGCAGACGCAUCUGAGACGCGUCCACCAGCUGGUCAUGCUCGACGUCAAGAAGCUAAAGAGUGGCCAGCAGAUGUUGGGCGCGCUUCUACAGGACAAUCAAGGCAGCGAUACCAAGCUACUAAACCUGGACGACAUACUGGUGGUGGAUUUUCUCAAGUAAACGUUUUCUAAAAAGUUUCAAAAGAAGUCUCUUCGAGAAAAUCAAUCUUGUGAUCCGAGCAAAUUGCUCGUAGGUGUGUAAUACAAUGUACUAAUUACAAAUGUGCCGCAAAUGAGUUCACAGACGAUUAAAUACUACGCUUCCAAAUAGUGAACAGAUCUGAAGAGAAAAGAGAUUUCGUACGUUAAUCGUUAAUUAUAAUGAUAAAAGCUGUGAUGUAUUUUGCGUAUCGCUAAUGCUGUAACAAUAUGCUCGAGAUGUAAUUUAAUACCAUUCGUUUAGUCGA
This is a messenger RNA of Temnothorax curvispinosus, 2485 nucleotides long. Its product is annotated as zinc finger protein 236-like. The transcript has 6 exons. The record is from RefSeq and is a predicted model, not a curated record. The annotation marks the transcript as partial. Lineage: Eukaryota; Metazoa; Arthropoda; Insecta; Hymenoptera; Formicidae.